AAACAUGCUCACGUGGCUUUUUUGGCAAAAAUUGUUCUCUUCCUUGUCGCUGUCUGGAUAACAGUUGUCAAAAUACUGUCAGUAGUCAGGGAUGUAUCACAGGUUCUUGCAGUCCAGGCUACACUGGCUUUCCCGCCUGUCAAACCGGACUGUGAGCACAAGUGCAGCUGCACCCCGGAAAAUCGGUGUUCUCAUAUUAAUGGGAAUUGCAUUCCCCCUAAUCACUGUACCUUAGAUCGUACUGGUCCAGGUUGUCAAAUCGUACGUUCAAAAUUGACCACUUCGCCUACCCUUGAAUUCACCUGCACCUCACUUACAAUCUCUUGGUCGGUAUUCAAUAAGUCUAUCGAUAGUGGCAUUCCUGAUGUUCGGAAGUAUCGCCUUGAACUGCGCUCAGAUACAUCAACAAACUUUACUGAGGUACGAACGGUGUCAAGAGAACAGAUUGCGGGUGCUGUGCACAGUGUGGUUUACUCAGAUGUCAAACCUGGCGAGAGGUAUUGGGCUCGUGUUGUGCCAAUCUUUUACCUUGAUAUGGGUGGAGGCGAUGGCUACCUGGAGGAGGGUAUCGCGAGUCCACCUUCACGGGAAGCUUUUAUCCCAAAAGGAGAGCGCCCGACAGGACCGCGAAACUGUGCCCUGGUGGGGUUGGCUGGGAGAUGGGUGGUGUUUCGGUGGGACCACGGCUUAAACUUCUGCGGGCUAGGCGAGCUUAUGGGCUAUGAGCUACAGCUCACUUCCUUUGGAGGCGAAGGCGAUGGAGCAACAGAAGGAGAAAUGGUAGUCAAAUCGUACCGUACCGACACUUUAACGACCGCCAUCGUUGCUGCGGAUCUCACUCCGGCGACAAAGUACAGGGCCAAAUGGACCACUCGAUAG
Molecule: messenger RNA, 879 nt
Organism: Hydatigera taeniaeformis
Lineage: Eukaryota; Metazoa; Platyhelminthes; Cestoda; Cyclophyllidea; Taeniidae
Source: the annotation of a GenBank genome assembly